This is a messenger RNA of Striga asiatica, 492 nucleotides long. The record is from the annotation of a GenBank genome assembly. NCBI's taxonomy places the organism in Eukaryota, Viridiplantae, Streptophyta, Magnoliopsida, Lamiales, Orobanchaceae.
AUGGCGCUGUGGGGGUUUGCUGGGAGGUAUUUGAUGAGAUUUUCCAUUUUCGGGUCUUUGAUGGCGUCUGAUAAGCGGGCGUGGACUCGGGUCUCUGUGAAUCGGGCGCCGGCGUCGGAGCAUUGGACGGCGGCGGGGUUUUCAGGGUCGAUUUUUCCGGCGAGUGCGGGGAAUAGAGAGAGGGCGUGGGAGAAGGAUUGUUUCAGGCGAUGGGAGAUAUGGGCGGCAUCCGAGGUUUUGGUCGGGGCCGGAGUUGAGAAUUAUGAAUAUGGCAAUUUUCUUGAGUUGGAUGGAUGCAAGUGCUCGAAGGGAAAUGGCGUGGUUUCGCCCCUGGCAGUGGCAAGAGGAGGGUUGGAGGGGGAAGGGAAUAAAUGGGCUGUAAAUGGGCUUAAAUGUAUUAAAAAAAAACAGACGGGGAGAGCUUCUUCUCCAUCCCUGACUCCCUCUCCCUGUGCGCAGAUUUCAUGGAAGGGCGCCGCCUCCGGCCGGUGA